Bombus terrestris (buff-tailed bumblebee) is the source of this 2768-nucleotide messenger RNA. Its product is annotated as odorant receptor 9a. The record is from RefSeq and is a predicted model, not a curated record. The transcript has 15 exons. The coding region runs from base 1413 to 2624 and encodes 403 amino acids. Gene Ontology annotation, cellular component: plasma membrane. NCBI's taxonomy places the organism in Eukaryota, Metazoa, Arthropoda, Insecta, Hymenoptera, Apidae. Gene Ontology annotation, biological process: detection of chemical stimulus involved in sensory perception of smell; sensory perception of smell. Gene Ontology annotation, molecular function: olfactory receptor activity; odorant binding.
AUGAUUAACAUCACAAGCAUACUCCAGCCAUCUGUAAGAAGAAGAAUAGUUUCUAUAUAGUUAUUAUAAAUAAAAAGAAGAAACUGAAGAGUGAAUUGCACGUAACAGAUUAAAUAAUCAGGAAUCUGUACGAACAAUGUGGAUGCCGUGUUUGAAUGUCUACCGAAUGUAGCUGCUUAUAUGCCCAGUAUCGUUAAAUUAUCGAGUAUACAUAUGUAUAGAAAGGACGUACGCCAAUUAUUUAUUAUACAAAGUAGAUUUCAGGCAGCAAAUGUUGAAAUGUUGAAAGGACAUGGUAUUUUAUAUAUUGUAGUUUAACAAGAUGUUCGAUUUCGCGUCGAAAGAGUGGCAGUAGUUGUAAUGAAAUAAUGAAUUAUCCCCUCUAGAAAAAAUAGUCUUACAAGACAAUGAAGUGACCCAAUUGAAUGGAAAUAUUAUCACUGUAAAAAGUGAUAUACGAAAUCGAAUCAAUUUUUAAAAGUUGGACCAAACAAUUUGAGUUUUCGUUUUGAAGCGUUAGAGACAGUAGUUUAUCCUUAUGUUUCAGACAGUUGUCAAUUUUUAUACACCAGUACGAGCUCUUAAAUGUGGUGUAUUUUGUGGAGCCAUUCAGUUCUAUUAGUUUGUGCUCAGUUUAUCUGGACAAUACUUCUAGACUAUUAUGCUGACUUAAUGAAACAAUAGUACAAUUCCCCAUGGUAUAACAUAUCAGUAAAAAUUCAAAAAAUGUUUUACGUGACGCAAAAAGGAGGAAGAAGCCAUGUGUCUCAACAGCAGAUAGAUUCCACGAAAUGAAUAUGGAAAACUUCGGAAUAUUAUGUAUUUUUAUAAUGCUGUACUUUGAUAACGUCGGCAGAAUAAUGCUUCCACGUCAGCUGUGGGAAAUAUGGUAGCAUAGUCAUUAUAUUCUGACAUUGAAUUUGGACUAAACAAGAAUGCAGAGUAAACCAACGUGAGUUUCACUUCAGAAAGAGUGUGAAGACACUUCCUACUGCGACUAAAACGUAAAAUGUAUAUUAAAUAAAAGAACGAUAUCUAUCAGCAAUGGUUGCUAGGAGAGAGUGUUCUAGUCGUCAUAACGCGUGAUGUACAAAAUUCAUAUUGAUCGACAUUAUCAAAAUUGUCAGAACUGUACUGUAAUUGUAACUGUAUGCACAUAUGUAACUACCGUACAAACUGCUUAUACAAUAAUACCAGCAAUCAAAUUGUUUUGCCUCGAUACAAUAAAUGAAAUAAUAUGAAAAUAUUGUCAUUAAGUUUCUCUACACUUUACCGAAUCAAUUUACUACUGCUUGAUACUUUGGAUCUAUAAAGAAUCGCUUCAUGCCUUCGGCCCGGCAUGCCAGUUUUAUUGAGUUUGUGGUUCCGUGCGUUGCGUUUCUUUACAAGUCGCUGUUUCGAAAUUUGGAAACAUGGACGUAUUUCAGAAAACCGGGGAACAGUAUCCCAAUAUAUAUGACAUUCCUUAUUAUAACAUGAUCAAGAAGUAUUUGAGGUUUGUGGGGCUAGAUCCACACCAAAAAAAUGGAUUGAUCACUGUGAUUAUAAUGAUGACUAGUAUAACAACCGUACUUAUUCCAAUGUCAAUCGCAUUGUACGAAUCAUUAUACACCAAGAAUUUGGACGUGAUGCUGGAGUGUUUGCCACAUUUAGCUGCAAUUGUGACCAGUUUCGUUAAAAUAAUGAAUGUUUAUCUCAACAGAGAAAAUUUUAGAAAAUUGUUCGAUUCUAUAACAAAAGAAUGGCAGCAGCUGAAAUUAAGUCAAGAUUUGUACAUUCUGGAAGAAGUCACCAUACGGGGCAGUAAAUUGGCGAAAUUGUAUCGAAAUACAUUAAUGACAUUUAUGGUACUCUUUUUAUUCGUUCCACUGAUUUCUCCUAUGAUGGAUAUCUUUCUUCCACUAAACGAAACUCGACCACGGCAACAACUACUUAAUGUUAAUUACGUGUUUUUUGAUAGCCGUAAUUAUUUUUUCUGCGUGUACUUACAGUUAUCUUGGGCGGCAAUAGUAGUUUCAAUAAGCAUAGUUACCGUAGAUUCUUUAUUGAUGCUGAUAGUUCACCAUAAUAGUGGACUAUUUAUAGUAUGUGGGCAUCAAAUCCAGAAAAAAACAAGGCACUUAAGUUCAUUUACUAAUGAAGUUAUGUCGGAACAUUACACAUACAAACAGAUCAGAAAUUGCGUGAUCAUGCACAAUAAAGCCAUAGACUUUUAUGAUAUAUUAGAUGAGAACAAUCGAAUUAGCUAUAUGAUUCAAAUUGGACUAACUAUGAUUGGUAUAACCACAACUGCCGUUCAAACAGUCAUUAAUUUAGAUAGACCGGGAAUAUCAAUUAAAAGCGCUGUAUUGUGCGGAGCUAAUCAGUUUCAUUUAUUUAUGCUCAGUUUACCUGGACAGAUACUUGUAGAUCAUUGCACCGAACUAACGAAACAAUUAUACGGUUCUACAUGGUAUGGAGUACCAGUAAAAACUCAAAAAAUGCUUUACAUGAUGCAAAUAAGAACUAGAAGCCCAUGUACACUAACUGCGUGUGGAUUGUACCAAAUGAACAUUGAGAACUUUGGAACUACCUUCAAAACCUGCAUAUCGUACAUUACGAUGAUGUUGUCAUUGAAAGGAUGAAGUUAACUGUUACCUCUAUAUCCGUUGCAUUUUAUACUUGGACUGAGUAAGCAUGAAGAUGGUAUAAUAACCGAUAUAAUAGUUUGUUAUUAUAUCGAACGUACAAAUAAAAUUAAUAAAUCACGAUGAUUAGUUGAUAUACUU